Messenger RNA from Paramecium pentaurelia, 984 nucleotides. NCBI's taxonomy places the organism in Eukaryota, Ciliophora, Oligohymenophorea, Peniculida, Parameciidae. The record is from the annotation of a GenBank genome assembly.
AUGUUGUAAAAGUUUGGAAAAGAAGCUUAUGAUUUAAAAUUUGAGAAAUACUUUGAUUUGAUUGAUGAUACUUUUUCUUUAAAUCCACAGACUAUUGCAAUUUCAUAAAAUGGUAAAUAUGUAUUUUAUCGGCAUGGAACUUAUACAGUUAAUAGUUAACAUACUAUUAUAAAUUCUGAAAGCAAAGUUAUUUUAAGAAUAUCGGGUAUUAUUUAAGCCUGCUUCUCUUCAGACUCAAAAUUUUUACUCUUUUCUUAAAGAUCAAAUGAAAAUUAAACUCAUCUUUGUCUUCUAAAUUGUGAAAAAGAAGAAUUGGUUUGGAAGUAAGAACUUAAUUGUAGUGAAUUUGUAAAAGAUUCAAUAUUUUAAAUACAAUUUAGUUAAAAUAAUUAAUUUGCAAUCAUAAGCACUUGUUUUUAAAGGUACUUUUAAAUUUCUCUUGAUGGCACAUAUUAAGAAAUAGUUUUAAAAUAAUAUUUACCAAUGAAAUACUUUGAUUAAUUAAAAUUUUUAGAUAAAGACUUAUUUGUAAUUGGAAAAAUUGAUUAAACUUAGAGAGAAAAAAAAUAUUCAUUUUAUUUAAUCUACAAAUAAAAUCGUUUGAUUUAUAAUUGGAAAACAGUUGCAUCAAAAAAUUAAAGAUUUGAAAUUCAAAAUAAAUUUUUGAUUACUUUAAGAGAUGUUUCUAAAUUUUCAUUAAGACUAAUAACUACAGGAAAACUUUUAAGAAACGUAUCCAUUCUUUAAGAAGAAUCAAAUCAUUUUAUUUAUUUUAACAAUGUAUUUUAUCAAUUAGGUAUAUCAAAUUUAAUAAAAUAUGAUUUAAUUUAAGGUAAAAAAAUUCGAACUAAUUGUUAAAUACCAAAAAAACACCAAAAUGAAUUAGAUCAUUUAAGAAAAGAUUAAAAUAUUAUCAGAGUAGAUACUUUAGAUGAAGGCUUUAUUAGAAGAUUAGAAUUUUUCAAAUUAAAAUAACAAUAAUGA